AUGUCGACGACAACCACUCUCUCACCACCCAGCCCCGUCAUUGGAGGAGGAGGCGGAGGAGGAGGAAAGCAUCACCAUCACACAAAUAUCAUCUCCCCUGACGAAAUGGCAGACGUCAAGUCCAAGAUCGAGAAGCUCGCCAAUGAGCUAAAGCAGCAGCAAAAGCAGCAGCGAUCUAAAAGCCACCAGCUCCAGCUCCAGCAACAGCAAAACCACCAAUAUGCCCAUCAUCCUCCAUCCACCCCUGCCAUACCAGGCCUCGAACCAACCUCCCGCUCCCUCUCCGACCUCUACAACGAGCGUUCCUACCUUUUGCAUAACUUGCAAACCCAAGGCGAGCGAGCCACGCGGUUAUAUCAGCGGUAUGCGCACUUGGAAGCUAAGAAGGAGGCCUUAUCUUUGGCUUCCUUGACCACAACCACCAUCACCACUCCCUCUGCGGCCAGUUCUGCUGGUUCUACUGCUGGUUCCCCCUUGAACGAGGAGAAGACGGGAUCGACUGCAACAACAACUACUUCUUCGACAAGCAGCAAGAAAAAGAAAAUAAAAAAAGACCUCUCCCUCCUCCGCUCUCGCAUCGCAAAGUCCACGCAGCAGGAACAGCUCAUCAUGCUGAGACUUGGAGAAAGUCAUGUUGAGCUGGUGAAUAGGGGGCGGUGGGUUAUGACGCACCAGUGUCAGAGUCAACAACAACAACAGUUGGUAUAUUCGCCCAUGUCUGCUGUUGUUGAAGAUCAGGGAUAUUUUGGGCAUCAUCAUCAUCAGUGGCAGCAACAUGAACAUGGAGGCUAUGAAGUUCCUGCUACUCCGGCGUCUGCUGAUUCGUAUUCGAAUUCGCCGGUGGGAGAGCAGCAUGGGGAAUAUCUCUAUACUCCGUCGGUAUUGAGCCCGUUGUCGCCGAGUUUUGUUCCUGGUGGCUUUGGUGGGGGAGGAGUUAGUUUCUUUGAUGAGGAUAUUUGGACUCGCCCGUCAGAGCAGUCACAGCAAUCGCAGUCGGAGGACCAUCAGCCAGCUCCUGAAACAUAUAAACCUGCCUUCGAACAGGAGCCAUCACACCAAGAAGAAGAUGAGAAAACUCCCAAGCCCAACAAGGACCAUGACUUGGAAGCCGUUCCCCUCUCGGCAGUCACUCCCAAGUUCACCACCACCCCCAAGUUCACCACAACCACCAGCAGCAUCCCAGAGACACUCCCCUCCGAACACCUCGCCACCCCCAUCACCCCCAGCAACAGGAUCCCAUGGGAUGAAUACCCUUCGGAUUCGGAAGACGAUGGAUCUUUUGACAGUUUUGACGGGAGCAGUUUCAUGCCUAUUGGCGUUACUGUGAUGAAUCCACUGGCUUGCACGAAUCGUCACUCUGUUAACAGUUCGGGCUUGGGUUUGGGGACAAGUUCGGGGUCGGGGUCUGGAAUUAUCGUGUCCAUGUCUGAGCCCGAGGAGGAACAUGACCAUGAACAUGAACAAUAUGAGAAAGAGCAAGAUGAAGAAUACGACGAAGAAGAAGAAGAAGCAGAAGCAGAAGGAAGUGACGACUCCGCCUCUGAACCAGGCGAUUUACUUUCCGAGCAGCAGAGGAAGACUGCUUCGUUUUCAAGGGGGGAAGAGGGCAGCGAGGAGUGGAAGGGAAGUAGAAGGUUGAGCAUGCCUAGCUUGAAGAAUCUGUGGCCUGUUGCGCUUGCGGCUGUUGUUGGUGUUCAGAUGGGGUUUAGGGAGGGGGCGGAAGAAGAGGAGGAGGAAAAAGAAGAGGUACCGGCGAUGAGGCUUGAUACUGUUAUUUGA
Messenger RNA from Sordaria macrospora k-hell, 1779 nucleotides. The record is from RefSeq and is a predicted model, not a curated record. NCBI's taxonomy places the organism in Eukaryota, Fungi, Ascomycota, Sordariomycetes, Sordariales, Sordariaceae.